AUGCUAACAACGCAACCCCAUCUCCGCACGCGGCGGCCCUCCCCCACCACGUCCGAGUAUACCGUUUCAACGUCCCCUUCUCCAACUCUCACCCUUCGACUUCUCCUCCUCACAACAAUCAUCCUCCGUCUCCUAAUCGGCCUCAGUGUGCUGUUGCUCCUCUACUCGAAAUACCUUCUUAACAACUUCACAUCCGCAUCCCCUCCCGCGUCACAAUCACAAAACCACAUCGCCCCGCCAUCAUCGCCGUCAAUUCUCACCACAGAGUACAUCUUUUACAUACUCUACCUCACGACAUCCUCACCCAUUGGCCUCCUCUUUGCGCGCCUCGCGGCGGUCCUUCCACUCACUAUCAUCAUUCCAGUUUCCGCAAUUCUCCUUUACGGCAUCUUCCUCCGCCUCCACACCACCGAAUCUCUUCUUGUCCUCCGAGGCCUAGGCAUCCAAACCGUUACGUCUUCAGCCACGUAUCUCAGCACCGCGACGACACGGUUCAUCCCCACCGAGAAGAUCCAGGAUAUCUUAGUUAAUGAAGCAUUUCGGGGUUUUGAGGUGCGCUAUUAUUUAGUGGUUGUUGUGGAAGGAGAGGAGGAAGUUGUGGUGGUUUUUCCAAAGUUGCUACCCAGGAGGAAGAUUGUGGAGACAGUUUGGAGAGGGGUUAGGGGGUGUUUGUUCGAGCCCGAGACUGUUGGAAAAGAUGGAAAGGGAUAG
Messenger RNA from Venustampulla echinocandica, 711 nucleotides. RefSeq names its product Gpi-c transferase complex. The record is from RefSeq and is a predicted model, not a curated record. Lineage: Eukaryota; Fungi; Ascomycota; Leotiomycetes; Helotiales; Pleuroascaceae. Bases 1 to 711 code for a protein of 236 amino acids. Gene Ontology annotation, cellular component: glycosylphosphatidylinositol-N-acetylglucosaminyltransferase (GPI-GnT) complex. The transcript has a single exon. Gene Ontology annotation, biological process: GPI anchor biosynthetic process.